AUGUCGGAAGUCACAAGAGCAUUGACAGCCAGCUACUACCCCCGUCGCAGCCCAGCACGGGUCCCUGGGACCCCCAAAGGAUGUGGGACGGGACCAGAGGCCGUGCCCCGGCAGCGGGGGCUGGCCCAGGGUCCCCGAGGGGCUGAACAAGCUGAUCGUGAUUUGGGAAGCAGCCACCCAUCCACCGUCACCGUCACCGCGACGCCGUCUCGCCGCAGGACACUCGGGGCAGGGACGGAGCCCCGGCAGAAGAGCCCCGCCGAAGGGGCGGAGCCAGCUACAGGGGGCGGGGCAUGGCGCCGAGGGGGCGGGGCGGGGCCGGCGCGGAGUGAAUGGCGUCGCUACCCGAGUGACAGGGCGGCCGGCUUCCGUGGAAGGGGAGGCGGGGCCGCGGAGGCGGUGGGAGGCGUGGCCCGGCCGCCUGAAGCCAAUAGGAGCGGGCGGGGCGGGGCCUGGCCGCCCGCAGCCGGCGGGGCGGGCACCACGUGCGGCGGCAGCAUGGCGGCGGCGGCGGGCGGCAGGAGGGCCAAGGCCCCGCGCGGGGCGGCGGGACGGCGGCGGCCGCGGGCGGCGGUCCCGGGCGCCGAGGGGAGGCCGCGGGCGGCGGCCGGCCGGCCCGUCGACGAGGAGGUGUCCAGCGACUCCGAGCCGGAGAGCCCGUCGUUGGGGCGGCGGCGGCGGGAGGCGGCGGAGGAAGAGGUGGAGGAGACGCCGCAGGAGAAGAAGCUGCGCCUGGCCAAGCUGUACCUGGAGCAGCUCCGCCAGCACGAGGAGGAGCGGGCGGCGGCGGAGGAGGAGGAAACCCAGCCGGCGGAUCUCAUCGGCGACCGGCUGAAGGAGGACGUGCUCGAGCAGAAGGGCCGGCUGCAGCGCCUGGUCGCCAAAGAUGUGCAGCCUCCGGAUCCAGCCAGCAUCCGCAUGCUGCGGGGGCACCAGCUGCCCGUCACCUGCCUGGUCAUCUCUCCAGAUGACAGGUUCAUCUUUUCUGCUUCCAAGGACGGCUCCCUCAUCAAAUGGGAGGUGGAGAGCGGGAAGAGGUUGUGCGUGGUGCCGGGGGGGAAGAAGGGCACCGAGGAGCGGCACAUGGGACACGCAUCCCACGUCCUCUGCAUGGCCAUCUCGUCAGAUGGCAAGUACCUGGCCACAGGAGACAGGAACAAGCUGAUCAUGAUCUGGGAUGCAGCCACCUGCAAGCGCCUGCACAUCUUCACUGGGCACCGCGAUGCCGUCUCGGGUCUGUCCUUCCGGAAGGGCACGCACCAGCUGUACAGUGCCUCCCACGACCGCUGCGUCAAGGUCUGGAACGUGGCAGAGAAUGCAUACGUGGAGACCCUGUUCGGGCACCAGGAUGUCAUCACGGGGCUGGACAGCCUGAGCCGGGAGUGCUGUGUGACGGCAGGGGGACGGGAUGGUACCGUGCGACUCUGGAAGAUCCCGGAGGAGUCGCAGCUUGUGUUUUACGGGCACCAGGGCUCCAUCGACUGUAUCCAGCUCAUCAACGAGGAGCACAUGGUGUCAGGUGCCGAUGACGGGUCCCUAGCCCUGUGGGGGCUAACGAAAAAGAAGCCGUUGGCACUGGCCCGGCAGGCGCACGGCAUGCAGGAUGCCCAGGGCCUGCAGCAGCCAUACUGGAUCUCGGCAGUGGCCGCCCUGCGCAACAGUGACCUCCUGGCUACAGGCUCCCACAGCGCCAGCGUGAAGCUUUGGAAGUGCGGUGAGGGAUUUCGGAAGCUGGAGCCCCUCUGGGACAUCCCGUUGGUGGGUUUUGUUAACAGCCUCAAGUUCUCUGCAGCCGGCGACUUCCUCGUGGCUGGCCUUGGACAGGAGCACCGGCUUGGCCGGUGGUGGAGAGUCAAAGAAGCCAAGAACGGCAUCUGCAUCAUCCCCCUGAAGCGGAGGGCUGCAGCCCCCAGCUCCGAAGCCCCCGACAGCUCCGAAGCCCCCGACAGCUCCUAGCCCCUGGCCCCAGAGGCGCUGGAGCCAGGUCACUAAACCCCUGUCCCUGGAGCUGCGCCCCGAGUCCUUUGUGCAACCAUCUUCCUGGAGCCGGCAGGACGUGAGCAGGGGGUGUCGCAUGGCCCCCUGAUCCUGCUGGCCCCCGUAUCAUGAUGUGGCUCUGCCCUCUGCGAGGGCCUGCCCCUUUCCCUCAGGUUCAGCCUGACCUGAGCUCUGGAAGAGUCUAUUU
Messenger RNA from Aquila chrysaetos chrysaetos, 2185 nucleotides. It is a transcript of the gene RRP9, whose product is annotated as ribosomal RNA processing 9, U3 small nucleolar RNA binding protein. Gene Ontology annotation, cellular component: small-subunit processome. Gene Ontology annotation, molecular function: snoRNA binding; protein binding. The transcript is spliced from 17 exons. The coding region runs from base 1 to 1956 and encodes 651 amino acids. NCBI's taxonomy places the organism in Eukaryota, Metazoa, Chordata, Aves, Accipitriformes, Accipitridae. The record is from RefSeq and is a predicted model, not a curated record.